Molecule: messenger RNA, 1296 nt
Organism: Pelagomonas calceolata
Lineage: Eukaryota; Pelagophyceae; Pelagomonadales; Pelagomonadaceae
Source: the annotation of a GenBank genome assembly
GCAAGAUGCAUCGCAUCGCAAGCAUCGGUGCGCAGCCCAUGCAAUGCAACGUAAGCAUGCAGGAAUAGCAUAGAAUCAACGAUGAGAAGUGCUACAUUGCUGCUCAUCACCGCAGCGCGAGCGCUCACACCACUCAGCACUCACCAACUCGCAGCAGAGCACGCCAAAAACGUGCAGCGCCACGAAAGCGAUCUCGCGGACUCGGCGAAGCGCUGGGGCGCGCCGAUCCCUGUCACGGGAGACGACGAUGCGAGCUGGCGCGCCGUCGCUGCGCCGCGCACCGUGCUCGCGGCGCCAAGCGUCAUGCCGCGCGCCGUCGCGCGGCGAAUAAAGCGAGAAGCCGACGCGCGCUUUUCAGAGCAGACGUCGAUGUCGCGCUUCUCGAUGACCGAGGACCUGCGGGACUGCCACGCGGACGAGCUGCCGCGGACGAAGCGCUGGCUGCGGGCGUUCGUCGCGUCGCAACGCUUCGCGGGGGCGCUGCGCGUGCCCGAGGCGGCGAACGCGACGCAAUUAGCCAUCUACGACGCACUAAUAGUGAAGUACGCGCCGGACCUGGCACGGGACCGCGCCGCGUCGGGCCAGCCGGUGCAUCGCGACUUCUCGACGCUGACUCUUAAUGUCGCCCUGAGCGACGCUGAUGAUUUUAUUGGAGGCGGUACGCGCUUCGAGGGGCCCGGCGACGUGACGCUCACACCGGUGCGUGCCGGCGACGCCGUCGCGCACGCCGGCCGCACGCGGCACGCCGGCGCCGCGACGACGGAGGGCGAGCGCUACGUCCUCGUUUGUUUUUUGGCAUCGACGGCACCGGACCAUGCGCGCUUGUCCCUGGCGCGGGCCAUGGAUUUGCGACGCGCUGGCAAGUACGCGCGGGCCGUGCGCGCCGCGAGGUCGGCGCUUCCGACGGACGCGGUCGACGCGGCUGAAUUGCAUAAGGUGGCAGGUCUGUCGUUGCGCGGGCUUGCCGACGCGUCCGCGCGACGAAGGCCGCAUCUGGCCGAGGCGCUGGCCGACGCCGCGGCGGCGCACCUCUCGGAAGCGGCACGCCUGGCACCCUACGACGUCGUCGCACUCCAUAGCGUCGCGUCGCUGGCGCUCGCGCGCGCUUCGUCGGGAGAAGACUUCCGGGCCGCCGCGGAGCUGUGCCGCGCGGCGUUGCGUGCGGCGCGGACGGAUGUGGAGAGGGCGUACCCGGCGCACGACCUGGCGCUCGCGGAGGGGGAGACCGAGCGGCUGUCCGCCGUUGCGGUGGCGCGAUGAUGCUUCUGGGGAAGACUAGUAAGAAUAGUGUGGUGA